Molecule: messenger RNA, 1038 nt
Organism: Ascochyta rabiei
Lineage: Eukaryota; Fungi; Ascomycota; Dothideomycetes; Pleosporales; Didymellaceae
Exons: 1
Coding region: 1-1038 (345 amino acids)
Molecular function (GO): hydrolase activity
Source: RefSeq, a predicted model, not a curated record
AUGGUCCUCGAGAUCCUGAAUCCAUGGCGCAGCCCCAAAGAUGACUUUGAACCCGCGCCCGGACCCGCUCUCUUCAUCCGCGCGCCCGUGAAGCUCGUCCUCUACCACGCCUACCACCUGCUAAACGCUCUACGCUCGACACCCAGGCCGUCGCAGCCGCCAAUUCGCAUCGUAUGCAUAUCAGACACGCACAACCACAUCCCCAGCGAUGUGCCACCGGGCGACAUCCUCAUCCAUGCGGGGGACAUGACGAAUGGCGGUAGCGUGGAGGAGAUCCAAGCGCAAAUCGACUGGCUCUCGUCUCUACCACACCGAGAAAUCAUCGUCAUAAGCGGGAACCACGAUACCUACCUAGACCCUCGCACACGGCCCUCGCUGUCCUCUGCGCAGCGACACGGCAAUUUGGAAUGGGGGCGCGUGCACUAUCUGCAGCAUAAACUGCUCACGCUCAACAUCACGCAACAAGACGCACCGACAUCCACCGACUCCCGCACGCCGUUGCUGGGGAACGCAGCGCCGCAGCGAAGACUGCGCAUCUAUGGCGCCCCGCAGAUCCCUGCCUGUGGGCCUAUGAGCGUGCAUGCGUUUCAGUAUGCGCGGGGCAGCGAUGCGUGGAGCGAGACGGUACCGGAGGAUGUGGAUGUUCUGGUCACGCACACGCCGCCCAAGUACCAUUUGGAACUUGCCCUGCCGACGGGACUGGGGUGCGAGCACCUGCUCGAGGAAGUCAAGAGGGUGAAGCCGGUGCUGCAUGUGUUUGGGCAUGUGCAUUGGGGUGCAGGGAGAGAGGUGGUGCACUGGGAUCGCGCGCAUGAGGCGUACAUCAAGGGGAUGGGGACCGAGUCAAAGUACACAAGGGGAGUGCUGAACCCGGGGUUGUGGUGGAACGUCGUCAGGGUAUUCUAUCGCGGGCUGAGAGAGCUGCUGUGGGAUAGGGUGUGGGGCGGCCAGAGCACGCACACGAUCCUGGUGAACGCCGCGCAGACGUACGGCAACACGGGCAAGCUGGGCAACCCAAUCCAGGUCGUUGAGAUAUAG